AUGAAUUCCACAAAAACACUUAUCAACAGAUGUAUCCUGCCAAAACUUUCCUUCCAUCCCGCUUACAGAAAUCACCAUUUUAUUCAUAACGCACGUUUGAAACCUAAAAAUUAUGUAAUCCUAACCCCUCUCGCUACUUUAGGCUUUGCCGUGUCCGUUUUCACAAAAAAACAACUAAAACCGUCCAACGAAGCAGAUGUAGAAGACAAUAUUUUGCACCUCGUGACUUUAGCCAGGAUUGCUCUUGAAAAGGGGGACACCGAGAGGGCAGAAGGCAUUCUGCAGAUGGGUUUGAAGAUAAGCGAAGAACACAAAGUGUAUCUAGGCAUGCCAUACAUGUACGACAUCCUAUCUGCCAUUGCCUUUGCAAGAGGUAAUCUAGGAAGGGCUGAACAACUCUUGGUUAAUGUCAUCGAAAAACUUAUUCAAACUGGUGUUCCUGAGAGCAGUAACCACAUAGUCGAUUUCAAAUUGAGAUUAGCAAGAAUUUAUAGUUCUUAUAAGGAGAGUAACUUGGCGGAAAUAGGCUUCAGAACUUGCUUGAAUGAGCAGAAGAAUAAGCUAGCCUCUGGAGAUUUCUCUUCCAAAACAGGCGUAUUGUACAUCAACAUCUUAUUCUGGUACGCCCUUCACAAGAUUAGGAUGGAGGAAUAUGAUGAAGCUAAGAAGAUGCUGAAUGCUGCUUACGAGUAUUCUUACAAAAUUGAGGGAUUGAGCCCAUACCAAGAAAUGGUCCUUUUGUACACACUAGCUGAUUUAAAUAUGACUUUGGAAGAUGAUGUAGUGGCUCUAGAAAUUAUGCAGAAUACUAUACUAAUGGCGAAAGGCAUUGGCAGUCCAGAUUUGCCCAAAUGUUAUGUGAAGCUGUCAAGGAUUUAUAAAAAAAUGAAUUCAGCCGAAAAUGCCAAGAGUAGCGCAGUGGAAGCUGCCAAAUUGGCGAAGAUGUUCGGUGACCAAGAGGUUUUUUUGGAAGCCAAUAAACUCAUAGAAGAUAUAGAAAAGGGAAAAUAA
Molecule: messenger RNA, 1011 nt
Organism: Harmonia axyridis
Lineage: Eukaryota; Metazoa; Arthropoda; Insecta; Coleoptera; Coccinellidae
Product: tetratricopeptide repeat protein 19, mitochondrial-like
Exons: 1
Coding region: 1-1011 (336 amino acids)
Biological process (GO): mitochondrial respiratory chain complex III assembly
Cellular component (GO): mitochondrial inner membrane
Molecular function (GO): protein binding
Source: RefSeq, a predicted model, not a curated record